AGUGAUGCGAUAUCGAGUUCUAUCAGGGAUUAUAAUGAGCCUUCUUGGUUUAAGAGAAAACUGUAAGAGGAAGCACCAGCUUAGACUACCUCAUCUUUGUAUGCGCAUGUUAGAAACAUCUUUUUCGCAUCUAGUGACUUAAUCUUCCAUACUCUCUUCAAGAUCAACAAAAUGGUGGAUACUACUCUUUCGUUGGACAGCUUGCUUGGUAUCUCAGUGGCGAAAGCCCUGUGCAAUACCAGUUAUGAGAAGCGGAAGCAGGCGGCCCUUGAGGUGGAGAAGCGAAUUCGUGACGCAAAUCAUGAGACAAUACGACAGACGCUUCUCAUCUUGCGCGACUACAUUGAGUCACCUACACCGAACGCGCGCAAAGGCGGCUUGAUCGGUCUUGCAGCGGUAGCAUUGGGGCUGGACAAUCACAACUUCCUCUUCCAUUUCGCACAGCCAGGAGCAGUAGCGCUGUAUGGCAGGACUUGCCGACUUAUAAUCUGUUGAUGUUCGUCUUCGUUGUAUUAGAAAUUCACUUUUAACAUUUCUGCGAGAAGUAGAAGACACCAUACUAACAACAAGACGAUUAAAGAUCGAUAGGUUCUCGCUUCUCCCAUUUCUUCAUUUGCUCCCUGGUGGUCGUCUAGCGCGUCCGCAUGACUUUUUCUCGCGCAUGAUAGCAGAGCAUUAUCCGGUCGCAGAUGCGAAGGAGGACGUCGAUGCUUCUGCGCAGCAGUUGGGCGGUUUGUCUGCAGGCGGUCUUUCGGGUGACGAAAAAGCAUCGUCACUCUCUUCUGCAAUGACUGGAAGACAGGAGCAUUAAGGCGAGUAGUAUUUCUAGAAGCCACUGCUAUAAUAUAUACGGAGUGAUGAAAUAUAGGAGAGGUACGUUGUACUUAACCACAGUUGUGUGUCGAGGGCGAGUCAGGUAAAAGAUCGGGUCUUCUAAUCUCAACGCACGCGACUUUUAGCCAGAGACGAAGUACUCGACUUUAGUCGCACGAUCCAAGACUACAUGGCAUUGCUGAUUCCACCGGUUCUCACCGUCUUCGAGGAUGAGCACCCUCGAGUCCGGUAUUACGCCUGCGAAGCUCUUUACAACAUUGUCAAAGUCGCUAAAACCAAUGCUUUCGUUUUCUUAUGGUUUGCCAUUCACUCUAGUAGAUACAGCUAAGUACACAUUUAUCAGGAUCAUCGACGAUCCAGAACUAGAACGCGACCGUCCGCAGUCGUGUUUUUUAAUUAUACCACGCUCAAGCAGUUUUUUAUGCUUGCUGUCUUCUCUUGCCGCAGGAGCUCUUCUAAUCUUCUUCAACGAGAUUUGGGAUGGAUGUGGAAGACACAUCGCGGACAUGGAUAAGGAAGUGAAGAGCGGUGCAGUCUACCUAGACAAGGUUCUGAAGGACAUCCUGACCGAAACACCAGUAGCCAAACAAUGGUGGCACUCGAAUCAAAUUUAUGAUGAAAGUUAACUUUUUGGAUGAAAAAGAUGUGCAGCCGUUUUUACUCUCAUUCGAGUUCAGAAAUAGGACUAGGAAGGCUACUGCCUUCAAGAAGCGCUACAUUUUAGCUGUUUCAGAAGCGCGAUGAAGCGUGUUGAACUUGUGAUUUUUUUCUUGUUUUAUAUAUUUAUAAAUUAGGCUUCAUCUCGCUUGUCAGGUUACUCUCCAAAACAUCUCUACUUCACGAGUUGCAGCAUCUUCUUGGCUCGGGUCCUAGCGACGCGGGUGAGAUGUUUCUUGACACAGAUGAUGAAGCGAUGGCCUUGCACCCGUCUGCUGGGGCGGUGGUCAAUCUGGCAACAUUCAUGCCGCUUUUAGCGCAAAGGAUUCUAUCCAAGAACCCCUUUCUCCUGUCGUUUUUAGUCGGCUGGGUCCAGCUUCUGCAAUCCAUACCAGAUUUGGAUUUGUAUCCUUAUGGCUGCUCUGUGAUGUCUUUCGGUGUGUAGAUUUCGAGAUAUUGUGAGUUUGAGUCACGGUGAUCUUCUCAUUUGUUUGAGAUUCACUACUGCAAAUGACGGAGUAGCUGCUGCCCAUGCAGGUGGUGCUAAUCCCACUAACUCAUUCCAUCCAAAUAUUAAUGAAUACAUUUAGUGUUGUUCCUCUUCAUGAGCAGCAUCUUCCGGAUUUUCUCCCUGGCCUCUUCGGAAUGCUAAGUGAAACGGUGAAGGACAUCCGUGUCAAAGCGGACCAGUGUUUGCGCACCUUCUUGGAUGACCUACGAUCCACUCAGACGCCGAUGAAACGGCAGCAAGUGAUUUACUCCACCGUUAAAAUCCUAGCGCAGAUAACUCGGAGUGAGCGCAUGUCCUUGCUUUCUCGCACCAGCGCACUUUACUGGAUACAGACAUACGUGGAUCUCACAGCGGACAACAUGAUGGAAGGUACUCGUACUUACUAUUAACUUGAUAGAACAAUUCGUUCUAGGUCGUGGACGACAGAAAGGGAAUCCAGAUCCACUCAAGAACUACUCAUUAUCCAUUCUUACACAGCACCGGACUUAGUUCCGCUGAGCUCGCCUGAGGAAGUGGACUCUUUUGAGCUUUUACCGGUGUUUCUCUCGGGGGUUUUGUGUUGUUUGGAUUCGCAGGACCGUGAGCUGGCGAAAAUCGCAGUGGAGACCCACUCCGCUCUAUUGGAGAUCGUAGAUAGUUCUGGCUAUGGUCGCUAUUUUUCACGGUCACUUCUGCGCGCCCUGAUCCACGUGUUUCAGAGGGAGAUGGCGGCCAAGAGAGCGCGGCGCCAGAGCGGGCCGGGAGGCAGCGCGUUUCAGCAGCAGGGCUCGCUCCCGGCAGAGCAGCUCGGCGGCGAAAACGCUUCUGGCGCGAGCGGUGCAAAUCCGCCUUCAGACCUGAAGGAAGAGCCAACCGUUGAUGACGAUGUAGUGCUAAAAACGGCCAGCCUGCAGUGGUUGUGCAUGCUUUUAUCGAAUAAGCCAGAUCAGAUGCUGGAGUUGUCAAUGGAUCUCUUCGAUCCUCUAUUCGAAACGCUGUCGCACCCCGACACCGAGGUCGUCAUUGCUGCACUACAAGUUUUAGCGCGCAUCAUGACGGCCAGUCGCGAACACCUACAGUUACAUGCAGCUAGUACAACUGGAGAGGGAAAAAUAGGUGGACAAGGCGGCGGGGAAGCUUCCACUGCUGCAGAGGGUGCAACUGGAGGGCGUCAGAGCGAGCGAAGCAGUUUGUCCUCAACAGCUGCUAUUUCCAGUAAUCUCUACACAACGACUGGACGUGGGCCCUUAAGCACAGCGCUGGGGACUAAUGCAGCACGGGUUUCAGCAUUUGAUGCAUUAUUGAGUGGACCUCAAGUUGGCGGGGUGCAAGAAAUGCUGAACCCGUUGAACAUCGAUCCAGACGGACCAGGGGUUCGGCUAGGAGUCAAUCAAGCCGCUUCCUCGAGUAGUUUGAAUCUGGGGAUGAGCAACCUGGGGGGAUAUGGUGGUGUAGCCAGGACUAGUGGACCAGGAGGUGGUGCUUCGGGCUUGGGAACUUCUUCUAGGGACUACAUCCCUGGAUCGGGACGCGCUGCAUCGAGCAAACCUAGCAAGCAGCACUUGCGGCUCUUCCAGUUGUUUCCGGGGGUGUGCCGCAAGCUCUUAGACUUAUUUCGUGUAGAUCCACAGAUGUUCGACCAACGAGGGCGCUUAGUCAUCCGCCAGCUCUGUGAUAAACUGGACUGUGAGCCAUUUUAUCGCACAAUAGCGGAGCUCGUGCGCCAGGAUUCAUUGCUGUUCCUUGGGCAGCAUAAUUAUGGCAGAAGUAAAGAUAAAGUUGUGCUUGUGGUUGUGGGGAGUAAGGGCAUUGUCUCGUGACCUACCUGCUGCGUUGUACUCUACUAUUGCAGGAAUUACUUGGGCUCAGUAACACGAAAAGUUGUAAACACAGAUACAACGAAGAGUUUUUCCUGUAGUGCCGCUCCUACCUACAACAAUAUCUAUAUCAUCCAGCCCUCCUCCUGUAACAACCCUUCAUGUCAUUGUCGUCUCACGUGCGAACAAUAGCUGGUCCUACACUAGUCGGGUGGAGCGCGACCGGCAUCGGCAGUUUUUAGCUCAAACUGUAGAGAUCUACAAUUGGAUCCUGCUGACAAGUCGGGAGACACAUAAUUUCCGAGGUAAUCUGCUGCGGGAAACCCCCGGAGAAUCCAUCGACGACAGGUUUCUAGACGUGGUCUUACUUUUAUGACUAGGAAGAUUUUCUUGGCCAGUUGUAGAAGUACAAGUUGUAUCUGUUAAUUUGGUUUUUUAUUUUGAAUACUUAUCACCAGAGUACGGGACCAUAAGUCAUUUUUCUUUGAGGUUGGUGGAUGUUUUUGCGCUGUAUGAAGUCGCAGGAUGCUUCUGUCUAAUGAAGGAGCUUGAAGCGGCCGAGAAGGUGGGUGGUUCAGUAGGUGGCAGUGCGCGCUCUCGAUCUCCGAAGAAGAAGGACGACUCGGCAUACUUAUCGGGGAAUGACGCGGGUACCGGAGUAAAUGCUACAAACAAAAAAGAUGAACCAACUGGAGCCGGAGCAUGUGGACAAAAUGUAAAAACCACGGCGACGUCGGCAGGUAGUAAAACAUCGAGUAGCAGCGUUGUUGGCGGCGCGAAGAAUCCCUCCGAUGUUCCUGCGUCAAAAAAUGACGACAAACUCGGCAAAAGUGGAGGUACGCCGAAGGCAGAUACUCCAGGUACCGCAGCAUCGGAAGACGCUUUUACUGACCGCGCGGACUUACUAAAUGCGACGCCCUCACUCUUUCUGUCGCUUCUGAUCCCAUGGCUCUGCGAUCCCUUGAGCGCUCUUGCCCUGGCGCUGUGGUGCGAGCAGUACAGCCUCGCGCAUGUGCUAGCACAAAAGAUCGGGGCCCUCGGCAAAAGUGACGCCAACUUCCUGAAUCAAUUAGACCAGUUAGUACACCUUUUCGAGAGCCCGGUAUUUCUGUUAUGAAGAAACAGAGAAAGGGAAUUAAUGCGUUCACAUUGUGAUUUAUUAUAUUUUCAUCGUAUUAUUUUAUUUUUGUCAUUGUCGCGUCCAGUUGUCUGUGCCUCAUCUGAUGAAUGAUCUGCAGGUCUUGAAAGUUGAAUCAGUAUAAAUAUGAUUUCUAGAUGUUGAUGUCCAAGAUGUUCAUCGACUACUUAUAUAUUGAGAUGACUGUCUGUCUUUGCUUCAUUUUCCCGUGCCCGCAUGCGUCUGUUGGAUCCCGCUGGUAACGCGGAACUGUUGAAAACGCUAGCAGCUCUUUGCAUGAUUCUUCCGCAAGGUAGUGCCUUUGAAAUGCUUCAAAAGCGUUUGGCGCUAGUGUCCUGCUCCCGAGGUCUCUUGCCCGCAGGAGGUGUCGGAGACGCCAGGGACUUAGAUUUAUGGCUUCGACCAAUCCAUCUUCAAGAGCAUGCUUCCUUGCCCCUUUUUCUACUUGAAAAAGAAGCUAAGGAUGGCCUCAGGCAUGCGAAAGCGGCUUCUCCAAUUAUAGAUGCGGCAGAAGCACAGGGAGGCGAAGGUCAAGGAGGUGCAUCCUCAUCGGCUAAAAACAAAAAUAGUAGAAGGGUGGAAAUGCCCAUGACGCAAAUCCGCAAGAUAGUGCGGCUAUGCGAUGCGUUUUUUGUUGGAGAAUGCGGAUAGCGAUGGCGACUAAGAAUCUGAUGGAUUCAGACUUGUUUUGUCGUUUGUACUCGGAAUAGCGGAUUUAUCGAAGUUACCACUCCCUCCACGGGAUUAGUUCUUUCCCACACACUGCUGAGCCUGUUUUUCAUUGUUAUCUAUCGAAACUAAGAGAAAAGCUAAAGCGCUACUGGAUCCGGA
Molecule: messenger RNA, 5767 nt
Organism: Amoebophrya sp. A25
Lineage: Eukaryota; Dinophyceae; Syndiniales; Amoebophryaceae
Source: the annotation of a GenBank genome assembly